UGUCCGCAACAUUGUUCCCAUAAACAAGAAAGAAAGUAAUUCUCUGGUGAUGGAGGGGUUCCAACCUUUCAUCUUUGCAUUUCCUAGUGUUUUGUCCCUUAUACUACUUCUGGUUCAUGCCCAGGAUCAAUCAGGCUUCAUAAGCAUAGAUUGUGGGUUGCCAGCAGAUUCAACAUACAAGGAACCGACAACAAGCCUAGAUUACAUCUCAGACGCUAACUUCAUAGACACUGGUAUUAGUAGGAGCGUAGUAUCUGAAUUGAAAGCUACCAUUCCACAGCCGCUAUGGAAUGUCAGAAGCUUUCCUCAAGGAGUCCGGAACUGUUACACCAUAAAAAUCACAAGAGGCACUAUAUAUUUGAUACGAGGAACCUUCUUGUAUGGGAAUUACGAUGGAGAAGGUAAUUUACCAGAAUUCGAUCUGUAUCUCGGGACCAACAUGUGGGAUACAGUCAAGGUGGAGAAUGCAUCCGAUAGUAUUAUCAAGGAGCUCAUACAUGUCCCAUCUCGAAACUAUAUACAUAUCUGUCUCGUAAACCGUACCGGCCGCGGGACACCAUUUAUAUCAGCUAUAGAGUUCAGGCCAUUAAACAACGGCUCGUACGAGACCAAAUAUGGAUCGUUGGCACUAUUUUUGCGCGCAGAUACUGGUUCAACUGGCAAUCAAUCAUACAGGUACCCAGACGAUGCCCGUGAUCGCAUCUGGACGCCCUAUAACCGUAAUGAAUGGAAAUACUUGAGCACAGAUCAACAUAUCAAUCGUAUUUCCCAGGCUGAUUACCAACCAGCAUCUGUUGUCAUGAGUACUGCAGCCACCCCAAUAAAUGAGAGUGCUCCCAUGGAAUUAUAUUGGCAAGCAGACAAUCCGAAUACCAAAUUCUUUUUCAAGAUGCACUUUACUGAAGUCGUAAAGCUAGAACCCAACCAGUCCAGAUCAUUCACCACUUUACUGAAUGGGGAAUACUGGGAUGGACCGUAUGUUCCUGGGUACCUGUCUAUACGUACUGUGUACUCUGAUCCAUUGCCUCCUGUAGGGUCGACGUAUAAUAUCUCGAUGUUCAAAGAGGAAAAUUCUACACUUCCACCCAUCCUAAACGCAUUUGAGAUCUAUUUUGUGAAAGAUUUCUUGCAACCAGAAACAGAGCGAGCGGAUGUUGAUGCCAUCAGAAAGAUCAAAUCAACCUAUGGAAUAAAGAGAAAUUGGCAAGGAGAUCCAUGUGCCCCGAAAAAGUACUUGUGGGAAGGUCUAGAUUGCAGCUAUGAUGCUGAUAAUGCCCCCAGAAUCACAUCCUUGAACUUAUCAUCCAGUGGAUUGACCGGAGAGAUAUCUGCUGAUACAUCAAAUCUCCUAAUGUUACAAUCUUUGGAUCUAUCAAACAAUAGCUUGACAGGAUCUGUGCCUAAUUUUCUGUCUAAAUUAACAAACUUGACGGUCUUAAACUUAAAACGAAACGAGUUCACUGGUUCAAUUCCACGUGAGCUGAUUGCAAGAAGCGACAAUGGUUUAUUAUUAUUAAGUGUGGGAGAAAAUCCUGAUCUAUGUGGGUCCCGUUCUUGCAAAAAGAAGAAAAACAACAUUGUUAUUCCAAUAGCAUCAGUCGGCGGUGGAUUGCUUGUCUUCGCAUUCACUGUCGUGGCUAUCUUUUGGGGGAUUAGAAUGAGAACAAAACGGGAUGCUGAAUCCAACAAGCAGAACGUGACAUUGGAGUCUUUACAACGUCAAUUUACGUACUCCGAAAUACUAAGAAUUACAAACAACUUUGAGAGAAUUCUUGGAAAGGGUGGAUUCGGAACAGUUUAUUAUGGCUACAUAGAUGACACCCAAGUUGCAGUGAAGAUGCUCUCUCAUUCAUCAGUUCAAGGUUAUCAGCAAUUUCAAUCAGAGGUUAGACUUCUUAUGAGAGUUCAUCAUCGAAACUUGACUACCCUUGUUGGGUACUGCUACGAAGGAACAAACAUGGGGCUCGUUUAUGAGUACAUGGCCAAGGGAGACUUGGAAGCACAUCUUUCAGGUUUGGGAAUAAUGAAAUUAUUUAGCAAAGACUUACAGACAUUUAAGCUUUUGUUAAUGGAUGCAGAUGGGAACGCAAAAACCUUGACUUGGGAAGAUAGACUUCGAAUAGCGACAAAUGCUGCACAAGGAUUGGAGUAUCUGCACUGUGGUUGUAAGCCACCUAUAGUCCACAGAGACGUGAAGACUACAAACAUAUUGUUGAACGAAAAUCUGCAGGCAAAACUGGCUGAUUUUGGGCUCUCAAAGAUUUUCCCCUCUGAUGGUGACACUCAUGUUUCUACAGUUGUUGCUGGCACCCCUGGCUACCUUGACCCCGAGUACUACAUAACAAACUGGUUGACCGAGAAAAGCGAUGUCUAUAGCUUUGGAGUGGUUCUGCUGAAGAUAAUCACGGGUCGACCCGCUAUAGAAAGAUCUGAGGCAAGGACUCACGUAAGUGAAUUCGUGAGUUCCAUGCUUGCCAAGGGGGACAUAAAAAAUAUUGUUGAUCCCAGGUUGCACGGAAACUUCAACAGUAACUCUGUUUGGAGAGCCGUUGAAAUUGCAAUGGGUUGUGUAUCUCCAACUGCUGCGAAAAGGCCAACCAUGAGCGAGGUAGUGGCGGACCUAAAGGAGUGUAUGGCAACUGAAUUAGCUCUGGCGAAUGAGGGCGAUUCAAACAAAUCUAUGGAAAUGGUCAACUUGGAUCUGACCACUGAACUCAAUCCGUUGGCAAGGUAAAUGUACCUACGUACAUGAGAUUGAAAAUGGUCAUGUACAUGGUGUAUCGAAUCUUGAAGAUGAUUUUUUGCUUUCCCGUAAUUUUCUAUCGAUGAAUAAUAUUGUUUUUCCAUUGAUGAACCAUCUGGGUUCUAAUAUUGGGACUAUUUUGUUUGGAAUAUGUACCCAAGUUAUUGGGAUUGUAUAUCUAUGAUCUUUUCCAGAAUAAAUAAAUGAAGGGAACAAUAAUAAAGAUUCCA
This is a messenger RNA of Carya illinoinensis, 2973 nucleotides long. Its product is annotated as LRR receptor-like serine/threonine-protein kinase IOS1. Gene Ontology annotation, molecular function: ATP binding; protein kinase activity. The record is from RefSeq and is a predicted model, not a curated record. The coding region runs from base 50 to 2734 and encodes 894 amino acids. Gene Ontology annotation, biological process: protein phosphorylation. The transcript is spliced from 12 exons. NCBI's taxonomy places the organism in Eukaryota, Viridiplantae, Streptophyta, Magnoliopsida, Fagales, Juglandaceae.